AUGAGGUGGAAGCAGGAGGACAAAACGGGGGAUUUGCCUGGGCUUUCCCGAGAUCCCUGCUUCAGCGCGACUAACCCCUCUGCUUUUCUGUCGCCCCGCAGGAAUUUCUACUACAUCACCAUCCUGCGCGACCCGGUGUCGCGCUACCUGAGCGAAUGGCGGCACGUGCAGCGCGGCGCCACGUGGAAGGCGUCGCUGCACGUCUGCGACGGCCGCUCGCCCACCACCGAGGAGCUGCCCAGCUGCUACGCGGGCGACGACUGGUUGGGCUGCUCCCUGCAGGAGUUCAUGGAGUGUCCCUACAACCUGGCCAACAACCGCCAGGUCCGCAUGCUCUCCGACCUCAGCCUCGUGGGCUGCUACAACCUCUCCGUCAUGCCCGAGGAGCAGAGGAACAAGGUCCUGCUGGACAGCGCCAAGGAGAACCUGAAGCGCAUGGCCUUCUUCGGCCUCACCGAGUUCCAGAGGAAGACUCAGUACCUCUUUGAGAAGACUUUUAACAUGAACUUCAUCUCGCCGUUCACCCAGUACAACAGCACGAGGGCCUCCAGCGUGGAGAUCGACGAGCAGACUCAGCAGCGCAUCGAGGCGCUCAAUUUUUUAGACGUGGAAUUGUACGAUUACGCGAAAGACCUUUUCUUGCAGCGGUACCAGUACACGCGGCAGAAGGAGCACCAGGAAGCGCGGCGGAAACGCCAGGAGCAGCGCAAGAUCCUGCGGGCCCAGCGCAGGGAGCGCGGCCGCAACGGCUCCGCCGCCGACUACGCGGGCAACGUGGAGCGGUGGCGAUAGGGGAGCGC
Molecule: messenger RNA, 800 nt
Organism: Tinamus guttatus (white-throated tinamou)
Lineage: Eukaryota; Metazoa; Chordata; Aves; Tinamiformes; Tinamidae
Source: RefSeq, a predicted model, not a curated record